Molecule: messenger RNA, 763 nt
Organism: Nothoprocta perdicaria
Lineage: Eukaryota; Metazoa; Chordata; Aves; Tinamiformes; Tinamidae
Gene: OTUB1
Product: OTU deubiquitinase, ubiquitin aldehyde binding 1
Exons: 6
Coding region: 1-738 (245 amino acids)
Biological process (GO): protein K48-linked deubiquitination; negative regulation of double-strand break repair
Cellular component (GO): nucleus
Molecular function (GO): cysteine-type deubiquitinase activity; ubiquitin binding
Source: RefSeq, a predicted model, not a curated record
AUGGCGGCGGAGGAGCCUCAGCAGAAGCCGGAGCCGCUGGGGGGGGACGCGGACGAGUCGCCCUCGGGGACUCCCCCCCCCGCGCCCCCCUGGAGCCCCCGGUGCCCCCUGGAGCCGCCGGCAGUCCCGGACACCGUCCCCGCCCUGCUGCACAAGUACUCGCACAUCCGCAAGACGCGGCCCGACGGCAACUGCUUCUACCGGGCGUUCGGCUUCGCCCACCUGGAGGCGCUGCUGGAGGACGGACAGGAGCUGCAGCGGUUCAAGGAGCUGUCGGCGCGCAGCAAGGACGAGCUGGUGGCCCAGGGCUUCACCGAGUUCACCAUCGAGGACUUCCACAACACGUUCAUGGAGCUCAUCGAGCAGGUGGAGCGGCGGGUGCCGCCCGCGCAGCUCCUGGCCGCCUUCAACGAGCCCAGCACGUCCGACUACCUGGUGGUCUACCUGCGGCUGCUGACGUCGGGCUGCCUGCAGCGCCACCGGCCCUUCUUCGAGCAGUUCCUGGAGGGCGGCCGCAGCAUCAAGGAGUUCUGCCAGCAGGAGGUGGAGCCCAUGUGCAAGGAGAGCGACCACAUCCACGUGAUCGCGCUGGCGCGGGCGCUGCACGUGCCGGUGCUYGUGGAGUACAUGGACCGCGGCGAGGGCGGCGCCACCCACCCGCACGUCUUCCCCGAGGGCGCCCGGCCCCGCGUGCACCUGCUCUACCGGCCCGGCCACUACGACAUCCUCUACAAGUGAGCGGCGGCGGCGCGGGGACGCGGCC